This is a messenger RNA of Lineus longissimus, 3101 nucleotides long. Its product is annotated as collagen alpha-6(VI) chain-like. The coding region runs from base 80 to 2008 and encodes 642 amino acids. NCBI's taxonomy places the organism in Eukaryota, Metazoa, Nemertea, Pilidiophora, Heteronemertea, Lineidae. The transcript is spliced from 8 exons. The record is from RefSeq and is a predicted model, not a curated record.
CGCAAAUUCGGCCUGACCAAUAACAGGAUAAUAAUCGUCUGCUCAUUCUGACGAAUUCCGUUAUUUGUUAACUGCUAAAAUGACUUCUUUCAUCCAAGGAUCGCUUACUGGGAUUUUAUUCAUUCUCCUUCGGGUCACUGUAUCACUACAGAAGGAAGAUUGCGCCACCUCCCAUGCCGAUGUUGUCUUCCUCAUGGACGAGUCGUCGAGUAUCCAGCCCGACUCGUGGGAUAAACAGAAAGACUUCGUCAAAGAAAUGAUCAAGAGUUUUGACAUAGGUCAACAUUUCACCAGAGUUAGCCUUAUUACCUUUAGCACUGGUGCUACCUUGAUUUUUAGCCUUAAAAGAUAUAAUACCAGGGAACGCAUGAUAAAUUCCUUGGACCACCUCCGACAACAAGGAGGCCAGACAGACACCGGUGCGGCCCUCCGAAUCGCCCGCGAAUACGUCUUCCUACCACGGAUGGGCAGUCGAAGGGACGACCCGGACAUCCCCCAGAUCUGCAUCGUGAUAACCGACGGGAACUCCCAGCAAAGCGAAGAGACCAAGCACCAGGCGGCCCUUACCAAAGCAGGCGGUAUCAGCGUCUUUGCCAUUGGCGUCGGGAAGAAAGUCAGCAAACAGGAGCUGAGGAACAUCGCCUCAGGAGUGGAGUAUGUGUUCCCUGUGGACGACUAUAGCAAGCUGAAGAACAUCGAGUUUGCGUUGGCGUACAGGGCAUGUGAUGUGACUAAGCUUCAACCCACGACUACCACAGAGACGCCAACCACAACGACACGUGUCCCAACAACCACGACUGCUCCAACACUUCCACCUUUGCCGCCACUGUACGUCACUCCAGAAUGCAAGCAAAAACAAGCAGAUGUUGUUAUACUCCUUGACACAUCCAGCGGCAUUAGAGCUCCAGACUUCUCCGAGAUGAAAGCCUUCGUCCAAGCCAUGGCCUACACCCUGGAUAUCUAUCCCAACAACACGAGAAUCAGCCUUAUGACCUUCGCAGACCACCCAAAGAUCCAUUUCGAGUUUGACCAGUACUCUACCCGGGAAGAGAUCUACGAGGCUGCGUCGAAAAUCAAGAAGCAGCGAGGUGCUCGUAACCUCGAUGUUGCCUUGAAGGUCAUCCGAACCCACACGUUCGACCCAAGCUCCGGGGCCCGGAAGAGGGUUGCUAAGGUUGUAAUCCUGGUAACAGACGGACCUGCCGCGAACUUGAAGAGUGCAAUUGCUGAGAAAAACAGCCUGAUGUCUACGCACGGAGUCGAGCUGUUUGCAAUAGGUGUGGGUAUUGGUGUGACGGACGAGGAGUUGCAGACCCUAGCUGGACGGGAAAGGAUGUUCCGCCUGUACGACCACUGGCAACUGAAGAGUCUACGGUACGACCUUGCCGACAAAAUCUGCCAAAUCGAGCCGCCACCACAAGACUUUGGCUGUGGCGAUAGACGCGGGGCGGACCUCGUCUUCAUCAUGGACACCAAGAACGCCGGCAGUAACGGCAUCAUCAGCAUCCGCAGCUUCCUGAAGAACAUUGUCAAGAAAUUCGAAGUAGGACCCAAGAAGAUACAGGUGUCGUCUGUUCCAAGCGAAUGCGGAUCUUUACCAGGGUACGAUUUGAACACCUACCCUACAAAAGCGGAGGUUCUGGGAGCUUUAGAAGCAAAGAAGGAAUACAGUUUGGUGAAAUUGUUAGAUCAAGUUUCGACAGAGACAUUUAUUCCCGAAAAUGGUGGGAGGAAGCGUGAAGAUGUCGACCGAGUGGCCAUCUUGGUUACAGACGAGAAGCCAAACAAUAUGGCGGCGGUCAGAGAAAAGUCUGGCGCACUUAAGGCGCAGGGUGUUACAGUCUAUGUGGUGGGCGUUGGGAAGCUUGUCAACAAAGCUGCACUGGGAGAGAUUGCAAGCAGACCCUUGGCACGGCAUCUAUUUACCGUGGACAGCUACGAGAUGUUGGAAGAGACCCAGUACGAGAUUGUUGGAGCAUUGACUACAUAUAUCUGUCGAGGACUAUAAUAAGAGAAAAGUUAUCAGUUUGAAGGAAGUUGUGUUUAUGUGGUUUCACAGGAACCGAUCUGACGAAGCUCCAACGACUUGGACCACAUCGCUUCGGCGCCAAGUCGCAGCGCCUGGGCGUGGCAGGUCUAUGUCGGAGAGGGCACUUGGGGGAAGAACUCCUGGCGAAGAUGUGGGGAUACCGGAAAGGCUUUGGCUGAGAUCAGAGGACGACGAACUCGACAGGAACAAACUGAAAUGUUGGAGAUUGAUAUCUGCAGUAACUGUCACUGACUUGAUAUGCUCGGGGAGGUGAAGGCCAUUGGUUCUUUAAUGACCGCCGACAUUAUUCUGUAUGUUUUCCAAUUGAAGCACAUUAUACGAUAGCAAAUUAUUGUUGCCGAAAAAUUAGGGUAGAACUCUAUUAAACGGGGAUAUUUAUUCCUUUUACACCAGAAUAUUCAUAUGCUGCGCAGCGCCAUCUAGUAGAACGUCUGCUUUCAGUCUCUGUCGUCUGCAAAGGGAGCAUGAAUCAUCUGCGCCAUCACAUUGGAAUGGGGCUAAUUACUUGAGCAUUGUUUACACUUAGAUUGGGGGUGGAAAUAAAAAGCACUAUUGUUUUAUCAAAAAAGGUGCUUCCGUAAUUUACCUGUCAUCUCAAUGAGAUAUCAGCAGAGCAUGCCAAGUAUUUAUGUGUGGGGUGAAAAUAGUGAAUCACUAACUUGGAUCACUUACUUACGCAUUCUUUUUAGUUAGCUACUGGUUAUUGGAUAAGGCCGUAACUGCAUGCACGGCUCUGCUUUACCCACCAAAUAUAGGCCAACUGACAGAGCUGGGUUUGAAGCAGCUAAAGAGCUAUUAAACUCCGGACGCAGUGGAUGGACAUUGUCCUUUCCCCUAGGAUGACUGAUUAGGAUGAUCAGUAGACUGCUGGGGGAGUCUAAAUAACGAUUAACUCGAAUUGAACGUUACUUUAGAAAGGCAUUGUAAACCAGUUUGCCCCUAUGCAGAAGCGUGCAAUUGAAAAUCUCAGCUUAAUCUUUGAUAUCUCCAAUUAUGAGUCGUUUCUCGGGACAGAAGUCAAAAGUUUUAAUGUUUCCAGAGGCCAAUGGAG